Messenger RNA from Darwinula stevensoni, 528 nucleotides. NCBI's taxonomy places the organism in Eukaryota, Metazoa, Arthropoda, Ostracoda, Podocopida, Darwinulidae. The record is from the annotation of a GenBank genome assembly.
AUGAAACUGCAGGUGGCGAACCUAUUGCGAACACUUGCUUCAGAGGAAGAGAAGACAAGCCGCUUAACAGAGAAGAACGCAAGGAAUGAGGCUCGAUGCACAGAACUUCAGCAGACACUGGACGAGGAGCGAUCCGUCCAUCAGCAGACGGAAGAAUGUAUUCGCAGGAUGGAGACGGAGCUCAAUAAAACCAGAUUACAAGUAGAGGAGUUGCAGCAGCAACAGGAGAGUCAAUUAAGAACUCUGACUUUGGAGGAGGAGAAGACAAGCCACUUAACAGAGCUGAAUGCAGAGAAUGAGGCUCGAUACACAGAACUUCAGCAAACAUUCGACAGGGAGCGGUCUUUCCGUCUGCAAGCAGAGGAAAGUAAUCUCGGGAUGAAGACGGAGCUCAUCAAUGUUAAUGCUCAGGAUGGGGACAAGGCGGGGAUGAGUCAUGUUAAACUAGGGUUGAAGGGAGAGCGGAGCCGCAGGAAGGGGGGAGAGGGGCGGAAGGAUAGUGUUGGAGAGGGGACGAAACCCUAUUAA